AUGGAGGCGGGGGGCCGGGGCCGGGGCGCGGGGGCCCCCGCUCCGCUCCCGUCCCGGUCGUCGGCGCGGGCCCGGCCCGGCCCCCAGCGGCUCCUGCUGGCCUUCGCCCUGUCCGUCCUGGCGCUGCUGCUGCUGGCCGCGCUGGCCGCGCUGCUCAGCCUGCGCUUCGACCCCUGCGCCGCCCGGACCGGCCCGGCGGGGGACGGAGGAGGAGGAGGAGGAGGGGAAGAGCGGGAGCGAGGCACCCCGGGCGGGGACGGAGGGGAGCCGGAGCCGGAGCCGGAGCCGGAGCAGGGCGCCGCGGGAAGGCGGGAAACCGAGGCGGCGGCGGCCCCCGGGCCCCGCGUCCGGCUGCCCGCCCACCUGAAGCCCCUGCACUACCACCUGCUGCUGUCCGUCUUCAUGGGCAACUUCACCCUGUCCGGGGAGGUGAGCGUGGAGGUGUGGUGCCGCGGCGCCACGCGCCACGUGGUGCUGCACGCCUCGCGGGUGGCCGUGCACCGGGUGCGGGUGGCCGAGGACCGGGCGGCGGGGGCCGUGCCCGUGGCCCGCCACUUCCUGCAGCCCCGGGCCCAGCUGCUGGUCGUCGUCCUCCGCCGGCCCCUGGAGCCCCGGAGGACCUACAACCUGCACAUCGUCUACACCGCCCCCAUCGAGAACGAGCUGCUCGGCUUCUUCCGCACCUCCUACCUCGUCCACGGCGAGAGGAGGUUCCUUGGCGUUACGCAGUUCUCUCCUACGCAUGCCAGAAAGGCCUUACCUUGCUUUGAUGAGCCCAUCUACAAAGCUACUUUCAAAAUCAGCAUCAAGCAUCAAGCAACCUAUAUAUCUUUAUCCAAUAUGCCAGUGGAAACGUCCGUGAUAGAGGAAGAUGGAUGGGUUACGGAUCACUUUUCUCAAACCCCUCUCAUGUCCACGUAUUACUUAGCCUGGGCCGUGUGCAACUUCACAUUCCGAGAGACUACCACGAAGAGUGGAGUUAUAGUACGAUUAUAUGCAAGACCUGAUGCAGUAAGAAGAGGAUCUGGGGAUUAUGCUCUUCAUAUAACAAAGAGGCUUAUAGAGUUUUAUGAAGAUUACUUUAAAGUGCCCUAUUCCCUGCCUAAAUUAGAUCUUUUAGCUGUGCCUAAACACCCGUAUGCUGCUAUGGAGAACUGGGGACUAAGUGUUUUUGUGGAGCAGAGAAUACUACUGGACCCCAGUGUUUCUUCUAUUUCUUAUUUAUUGGACGUCACGAUGGUCAUCGUUCAUGAGAUAUGCCAUCAGUGGUUUGGCGACCUUGUGACUCCAGUUUGGUGGGAAGACGUAUGGCUGAAAGAAGGUUUUGCACACUACUUUGAAUUUAUUGGUACAGACUACCUCUACCCAGGCUGGAAUAUGGAAAAGCAGAGAUUUCUGACGGAUGUCCUACACGAAGUGAUGCUACUCGACGGUUUGGCCAGUUCACAUCCGGUAUCACAGGAAGUUCUGCAGGCGACAGACAUCGACAGGGUGUUUGACUGGAUCGCUUAUAAAAAGGGUGCAGCUUUAAUUAGGAUGGUUGCCAAUUUUAUGGGCCAUUCCCUGUUUCAGCGGGGCUUACAGGACUAUUUAACCAUCCAUAAAUACGGUAAUGCUGCCAGAAAUGAUCUUUGGAAUGCACUGUCGGAGGCUUUAAGAAGGAAUGGAAAAUAUGUAAAUAUCCAAGAAGUAAUGGAUCAGUGGACACUCCAGAUGGGCUAUCCUGUUGUCACCAUCUUGGGAAAUGAAACAGCAGAUAAUAUCAUAACAAUUACCCAACAACACUUUAUCUAUGACAUCAGUGCUAAAAUCAAGGAUCCCGACCUUGGAAAUAGCAGCUACCUGUGGCAGAUUCCAUUAACAAUUGCAGUAGGAAAUGCAAGUCACAUCUCAUCAGAAACAAUUAUAUGGGUGUCUAACAAAUCAGAAAAUCACAUAAUCUCUUCUCUGAAGAAAGGAAACUGGUUACUGGGGAACAUUAAUCAAACUGGCUAUUUUAGGGUCAACUAUGACCUAAGAAAUUGGAGAUUAUUAAUUAACCAACUAAUAAGGAACCAUGAGGUUCUCUCCAUCAGUAACCGAGCGGGUUUGAUCGAUGACGCCUUCAAUCUCGCCAGAGCUGGCUACUUGCCUCAGAAUAUUCCUCUGGAGAUUAUCAGAUACCUUUCUGAGGAGAAGGAUUUUCUUCCUUGGCACGCUGCCAGUCGAGCCCUUUAUCCUCUAGAUAAAUUACUGGAUCGCACGGAGAACUACAAUGUCUUCAAUGAAUAUAUUUUAAAGCAAGUCGCAUCAAUGUACAUCAAGCUUGGAUGGCCAACGAACCAUUUAAAUGGAUCCCUUGUUCAGUCAUCCUACCAACAUGAAGAGUUACGCAGAGAAGUCAUCAUGCUGGCCUGUAGUUUUGGCAGCAAGCACUGUCAUCAACAGGCUUCAACUCUCAUCUCCGACUGGAUUUCCAGCAACAGGAACAGAAUUCCUCUGAAUGUCAGAGACAUCGUCUACUGUACAGGAGUUUCUCUCCUGGAUGAAGAUGUAUGGGAGUUCAUUUGGAUGAAAUUCCAUUCAACCACAGCAGUAUCGGAGAAGAAAAUACUGUUGGAGGCCUUAACUUGCAGUGAUGAUAGAAAUUUGUUAAAUAGACUUCUGAACCUGUCUCUGAACUCGGAAGUGGUUUUGGAUCAAGAUGCGAUCGACGUCAUAAUCCACGUAGCUCGAAAUCCACACGGCAGGGAUCUUGCCUGGAAGUUUUUCAGGGAGAAAUGGAAGAUAUUAAAUACCAGAUACGGAGAAGCAUUAUUUAUGAAUUCCAAACUUAUCAGUGGAGUUACAGAAUUUCUGAAUACUGAAGGUGAACUCAGUGAGCUAAAGACCUUUAUGAAGAGCUACGAAGGAGGAGCUGCUGCUUCUUUUUCACGGGCUGUGGAAACAGUAGAAGCUAACGUACGAUGGAAGAUGUUUUACAAAGAGGAGCUUUUCCAGUGGCUAGGAACAGCCCUGACACACUGAGUUCUUACAAACAGUUCAGCACAAAGUGUUGCGAAAGAAGAGGCAUCACCGAGAGUGCUGGGAGAGUCCGGUAUCAGAAUGACAAAGAUGAGAUCGGAUUUUCAGGGUGUUUUGUGGGAGCGGGUUUUUCUUGGGUGGAUUGGGUUUUUUUUUUUUCCACCUUGCCCUCUGUAACCUGGAAAGAAACUCUUGAAAGUGGAGGCAGGGGUGUUUGAUUCAGCUUUCCGGCCUCACUGUAAAGGACCAAAUAUAUUUAGUGGCGCAUGUCUGUGUUUCCGUCUGGGGAAAGAGUAUUUUAUGCAUGGUCGUACGGUCCUGCUCGUAUUGCAGCAUGCUCACUUAACGAUGUUCACGUUUUGUAUGCAGAUUUCUGUUCUAUCAAGGAUGGGCAUUAUGAAAAAGCACAAAGAAGAUCUGUGACAAUCAGUGUUGUAAAGCAAGAGGAAAUGGAAAGGGAAAUCUAUCAGACUCCAAACACUGGGGCAGUAUAAUCUAAUGGAUAAUAAAUCAGCACUUGGAUUGUCUAUCAAUUAUUAUUGAGAUGCCAACUCUUGUUCUUUGGGUUCAAAUGAUGUAUACAUAAAAUAUAUAUAAGUUCUGGAUACAUAUACGUUUGUGGGAAAACACCCCAAACACAGUAUAUAUUGCACAGUAUGUACACGUGCGAAAGAGUGAACUUCUUCUGAUCAGUGGAACUGUCAUCACUAUUCACAAAUUUUACAUUAAAUUUUGAAAGUAUCCCAGGUGAUGAGGCUGAAAAAUGACUCCUCCAACCUCAUGUGGUUGAUUCUUAUGGAAUGAGAGGUCUUAUUUUGGUUCAAAGUCAUGAAGUAGAAACAAAUCAGAUUGUCAAGUAAGACAUUCCCUAUAAUGAAAUAAUGGAAUGCAUGUUAAUAGGAGUGCUUUAGAGAGUUUGUCCACAAACAUAAUCUCUGUCCAACCCAAACAUCAGGCAUUAUUUUAAUCAAUGCUUACAUUUUGUAAAACAUAUAUACAUAUUUCUAUUGGUCAAUGCUGAGAGUCUGAAUGUUCUGAUUUAAUUUAUUUCCUUGUGUUUCACUCUAAGUAGCCAAGGUAUGUUGUGUGCAGUACAUGUGAGUGUGUGUUUAUGUGUGUGUGUGUGUGUGUUAAUUCUCCAUUAGGCAAAAUAUCUCAGUGAAUCUGUUAAUGUUUAAUGAUCUUCUACACCGAUUGUGCCAUCUUUUAAGAGUGAAGGUGUCUUCUUUGUUAAUAAGUGAAGUUUUUCAUUGGCCUAAAAUUGGCCAUCCAGCCCAAAUUUGCGGCCAUCCUUUUGGCAGUGGAAGAGUAUGUGAAGGAGAGGUUGGUAGCGAAGUGUGAUAGGGAAGUGGGGAUGGAGAGGAUAUCUCUACUUCAAAUAAUACUAUCCAAGCAAAAUGUUGGUUGCCCAAACUCCACCUAGAUGUCGGUGUACAAAUCUGGGCAUUUUUCAGCUUCUUGGUGGCAAACACCAAGCUAAUACGUUCUCUAGCAAAUUCCAGUUACAUUUAUUGUUUGUAGAUUGUUCCCUUUGUAAUGUUUUCCAUCUUUCCAGAUCUCGUUGCCGGCCAUUAAACAAAUGUCAGUAUCUGACUAAUUACUAUUCAAAACACAAAGAUUAAUGAAUGAGAUUUGAAGUUCCUAAAAAAGUGGAGACAGUCCCCCGAGCGUGUUAUAAAGCAUUCGUUCAAAGUUCAAUUUUUAACGUCUCUCACCACCCCCAGCUGAAUUUUUCAACGCUGUUCAUUUAUGAAAUACACACUGGUUUUAAAUGCUUAUCUUGGAGAACCCCAGUACAGUAUAAGGAAGCCUUUUUGACAUAAUGUGCCAACUGUCUUAAAAAUCAGCAUAUCAAUUUGAAGUCGUGUCCAAAAGAAGAUGUGAGAUGUAAGCUUUCUAUUCCAACCACUCUAUUUACCCCCAAUCUGAGCAUUUGCAAAUGAUUUGAUUAGUGACUUAUCAAAUACAUUCCUUAGGGAGAAUAGGCCAUUAAUUUCAAUCUAUUGAAUAUGUUGGUGUAAUUAUUUUGUAUUAAUUUUGGUAAUAAAUUAGGAUGUGAUCAUAAUUUACUACCAAAAGAAGAAUGCAAUGGAAAUAGUCAAAACUUCUUUUAAAAAUUUUGUGAAAUGAAUGAUACAGAAUGCAUUCAUUAGUAGUAAUGGAAUCGUAAUGAAUAAUUUUUCUUUUUAAUUGGAGUGAAAUAGCGCAUAUUAGUUUCUCUUUUGGUAUUUUAGUUGCCCAUUAAGUAGCCUAGCGUCUUUGAGAAAUUGUUUAACCACAAAGUAUCAAGUCUGCGGUGUGUACUUGUUUGGACGAAUAAUGCCUAUUUUAACGUCUUCUGAUCAUCGUUCUGCCUUAGAGUUAUGACAGUAGCAUUUCUCUAGUUAAGGUCAUAAUUCUGUCAAAAUACCCAAUUUCAUUCACUUAGCAUCACAAUCCACCAGGGUUCACCUUCUUGGCGAUUUAAAAUCAAUACGGUAUGUUCAAUUAAAAAUGAACAAAGGACUCCCUUCUGGAAAAUUCUUGUAAAAUAAUACAUUUAAGCGUUUUUCAUUUUUUUUUCACUCUAUUUCCUUAUGUCCUGUUUGACAAAUAGUGUUUUCAUGAAAAUAUGGAUUGUUAGUUUUGUUCACUGUUUAUGUGUAAACUAAAUGAUUUCUCCUUGUCAUCAUAAUCUAUUAUGCACCGACAUAUUUUGAAAUCAUGAAAAGAGAACUGAAAUGUGUUGGAUAAUAUGUAAUUGGCAUUUUUAAUUACUUUUAAACUUUCCUAAUUUCUAAGCCUCAAGUCCAUAAAGGCACUUGAACUUUAUUAUCCUGAUUUUUUUUCUCUGCUAUCUCAAGAUUGUGAAUUUAGUACUGUGGCGGUGUAAACAGCAACAAUUUUAUAGAAAAUUCACAAAUGUUGUGGUGUAUUCGGCAAUAUGGUAUAAAGUAGCUUAAACUACUUCAACCCUAUAAAACAUUUGAAGCAGUUUACAAAUGCAGCAGGUCAGAGUUACUGAGAAUGCAGUGUUAGAUUUUCCGAUGAUACUAAUUCAUGAAAUGCUUUAGUCUCACAGAAAGUUCUCCAGAUACUGUUUCUGCAAGUAUUUGUGACUGUAAUGAUGAUAAUAUACUUCAAGGAAGAGUACGCCAUUCUGUAGCAAUGGUAUUAAAAUUAAAUAUAUAAAUAAUAAUGAUGGCAUGUGUUAA
Molecule: messenger RNA, 6197 nt
Organism: Tachyglossus aculeatus (Australian echidna)
Lineage: Eukaryota; Metazoa; Chordata; Mammalia; Monotremata; Tachyglossidae
Gene: TRHDE
Product: thyrotropin releasing hormone degrading enzyme
Exons: 20
Coding region: 1-3006 (1001 amino acids)
Biological process (GO): proteolysis; peptide catabolic process
Cellular component (GO): cytoplasm
Molecular function (GO): peptide binding; zinc ion binding; metalloaminopeptidase activity
Source: RefSeq, a predicted model, not a curated record